Molecule: messenger RNA, 2589 nt
Organism: Grammomys surdaster
Lineage: Eukaryota; Metazoa; Chordata; Mammalia; Rodentia; Muridae
Gene: Slc25a45
Product: solute carrier family 25 member 45
Exons: 6
Coding region: 969-1835 (288 amino acids)
Biological process (GO): transmembrane transport
Cellular component (GO): mitochondrion
Molecular function (GO): transmembrane transporter activity
Source: RefSeq, a predicted model, not a curated record
UGUCAAAGAAGAGGAAGCACUGCGGCAUUAGGGCCUCGAGGCUGAGAGCCCUCUUCAGUGGAGCAGGAAGCAGGACAUGAGGUCAGAGGAGAAGGGCGGUACUGUGAGGGCUCAGACAGUGUAGAAAAGACUCAGCCUCUUCCUUUUUAAUUUUUAAAGAAAGGAAAUUUGUUUGUUGCAGUUUAUAGACAGGGAAAUCUAAAUCUAAGCCCCGGCAUCUGCUGAGGACCUUCUUAGCCCAUCAUCCUGAGGCAGAGAGGCAGGAGAGCAGGAUUUGGGUUUUGGUGUAGUGUAACAGUGGGCCGUUGUGCAGUCAAAAGCCCAUUGUUCCUUCUCCUGGGCAAGAGGAGGCCGUGGUUCUGAUUCAUGGCUGUAAACAACUCUGGAGAGAGCAGACAAACAGGCUUCAGGGCCUGGUGAGUCACUUCUCGGGCCGGGCCUCUCUUUUUUGGGUCAUUAUUCUGACUAGGCUUAGGUGGCUGCUACAGGCCACUGUAGCCUGGGACUGCCACCUUGUGGCCACGUUCUGACUUCAUGUAGCCUCACAGUUUGUCAAGGUAGGUGGGAAUGAAUGAGAAUUUGCUGUGAACUGGCUGGUCAAGCAGGGCCUUGAUCCUUGCUCACUAAGGCAGCCUUGGAGAGGCUCACCAAACUAGGACUCAGCUGCCAUCCUCUGUGACCCAGCAUGGCUGUUACUGUCUAGGCACAGAACUCAGGCUAGCCGUGGUUGUCAACCUGCCCCUAGAGAUUCCAUACUUUUCAGGGCUCUUCCAGUCUCAGGGUCACAGACGUUGGCUCACUCUCGCUAAUGGUUGCCUGAAGUCUGGGCACUGGGCCACCACUCACCCUCCAGCCAGGGUUAAACAUUAGUGGGAGGUUAUCGGGUUUGGAAAGGGGGUGGGGAAUCUCACUUGCAACAGUCUCCUGCGGGCCUGCUUGGAGUACCAGUUCCCACCGGAGCCCAUAAAAUGCCUGUGGAAGAGUUUGUGGCUGGCUGGAUCUCUGGAGCCGUGGGCCUGGUCCUGGGACACCCAUUUGACACUGUAAAGGUGCGGUUACAGACCCAAAACACAUACCAGGGCAUUGUGGACUGCGUAGUCAAGACUUACCGCCAUGAGUCAAUCCUGGGCUUCUUCAAGGGAAUGAGCUUCCCCAUUGCCAGUGUAGCCCUGGUCAACUCCGUCCUGUUCGGAGUGUACAGCAACACACUGCUGGCACUAACAGCCACCUCCCAUCAGGAGCGACGUGCCCAGCCACCCAGCUACACAAACAUCUUCAUAGCAGGUUGUACAGGGGGCCUCCUGCAGGCUUACUGCCUGGCUCCUUUCGACCUCAUCAAAGUCCGUCUGCAAAACCAGACAGAGCCAAGGAUGCAGGCAGGAAGCUCUACACCCCGGUACCGGGGGCCUGUGCACUGUGCAGCUUCCAUCUUGAGAGAAGAAGGACCCCAGGGUCUGUUCAGAGGAUCCUGGGCCCUGGUAUUGAGAGACACUCCUACGCUGGGAAUGUACUUUGUCACCUAUGAAGGACUGUGUCGCCAGUACACACCAGAAGGCCAGAAUCCCAGUUCAGCCACAGUUCUGGUGGCAGGGGGCUUUGCAGGCAUAGCCUCCUGGAUCACGGCCACUCCUUUUGAUGUGAUCAAGUCCCGGAUGCAAAUGGAUGGGCUGAAGGGGAGAAAGUACGGAGGGAUGCUGGACUGUAUGGCAAGCAGCUUCCGGCAGGAGGGGAUAGGGGUCUUCUUCAAGGGCAUGACACUCAACAGUGCCCGUGCCUUUCCUGUCAACGCUGCCACCUUCCUUAGUUAUGAGUACCUGCUGCGUUUGUGGAGAUGAGCCUGGCCAGGCAACACUGGCAACUCCACAGCAGAAUCAUGGCUGAUAGCAGCUUGGAAACCAAGCUAAAGCACCUAACUUUCAAGUGUAAAAGCAAGAGGUGCCUUGUAUCAUCCAGAGAGCUAAGGAGCCAACGUGCAAGAGACAAUGAACCUGGCCCUGUACAGACUCCAAGGCACACCCUCCUCCAGCCCACCCACCAGGCCGCUUCUGUCCAGGAAGCAGGGGCACAAAGUACAUAAAAAUCAUCUAGGCUACCAUGCCAUAGCUGCCCCUCUGAAGGAACGCUCAGAGACCAGUCACUGUCCUGGCAUCACCCAGCCCUGGAGUUCUUCUGUCUCCCUGGACAGAAGAAUGACUCUUGUCUUCAUGUCCAGAAUCCUUCAGGGAAACCCAGGUCCCAGGCCCCUGGCUGUCCUACCCCACUAAGUGGCCUUCUCUUGGUUACUCCCUGGUGUGGGCUCUCAUGUCCCAGGAGUGCCGUGGGUGGUGUAAUUGUCCUCCAGUGGCCUACUCUCCUCAAGAUCCAGGCAGAGCUCUUUAUCUAGGGGUCCUUCCAGCCCUACCUGUGCUGACUGUGGGGUACCCCAGCCCCCAGCCCUCCUGCCUACCUCAGUCAUACCAUUGUGCAGUGCUUUGUAGUUCAUUGUUUUGCUCCUCUGAGUCUUUAGUCUGCUCAAGUCUUGUGGUCAAGGUUGUACUUCUGUCUCUUGAAUAGAUACAUGCAAUAAAGUUUCAUUUGAUGCAAUACUGA